AUGGCAACUGAUAACAUCUUACUUGCUCCUUCCACCCCGUUGCUCGAGGAGCAGAAUGUGGUAGCUCAGCCGCAGCUAGUGCCAAAGCCGCGACGCAGGUCGCAGAAAUUCAAACAGAUUCAGGACAGCUCAGUGAGUGAAACACCAUCUCAUCCUGGCAAUAUAAUGAGCUUUGGUCAAAUUGAUCCGCAAGGAUUGCUUGGUUCAUCCGGAGUCAGCCUUCAAGAUAAUCCAAAAUCAUUGGAAAACUUGGAUAAGGAGACAAGCAUGUCUCGUCCGGCCCCCACUGUGCUUCUGUUACCGGAUCAUCAUAUCACAAAGAACAAAGAAGCUAGUGCUGUAAUAAUAAAACAGGAAUCUUUUGUUGCACCUAUGCUUCCAGACUAUUCCUUGAGGAACGAGAAACAGAAGCUCGAAGAUUCAUUUCAACCUACUUUUUCCCUGAUGAAAUUAGCAUAUCAGCAAGGGAUGCUGAGUUCAUCCAGAGUACGCUUUCAGGAGAAUGAAAAACUAUUGGAGGACUCGGACAAGGAGAGGAGCAUGUAUCAUCCUGGACAGAGUGUGCUUCAGUCACCUGAGCAACAAAUCGCAAAUAACAAGGAGUCUGGUGCGGUCAUAACGAACUGUGAAUGCUUAGUUCCACCUAUGAUUAUGGAAGAGUCUUUGAGGAAGGGGAAACAGAAGCUAAUCGAAGAGUCAUUUCCAUCUACUUUUCGUCAUAUUAAUGUAGCAUCACAGCUUCCAAGUGCAUCGUUGAUGAAUGGACCGUGUCCAUCAAGAGUUUCUCAGCUUAACUUGUUGUGGCUGUUACAGAAGCAAAUUCAACUAUCGAGGACUUAUGAGAAACGUCCAGAAGUUGUGCCUGACAUAAGAUCAAUCUAUACACCAGAAAUGUGCGCUCAACGUGUGAAGCAAUACAUGUAUCGUCAGCAGCAAAGACCAAGAGACAACAAUAUCGAGUUUUGGAGGAAUUUAGUUGCAGAAUUCUUUGCUCCUAAUAUCAAGAAGAGAUUGUGCCUCUCAUCGAAUAAAAAUAGACAGCAAAUAAGUGGUAUUUUCCCUCAGGAGGCAUGGUGCUGUGAGAUCUGCAAUGUGAAGCCUACUGCUGGUUUUGAGAUGAGUGCAGAAGUUUUACCUAGGCUAUGCAAAAUUAAGAACGAGACCAGUAUGAUGGACGAGCAUCUUUAUAUGGAUAUACCUGAAGAAUGUUAUACACCAUCCGGUCACAUUGUUUUGAACUACGCAAAAGUAACAGAACGAAGUGUUUAUGAGACAGCACGAGUGGUCCGUGAAGGCCGGCUGAGAGUUGUGUUCUCUUCAGAUCUAAAGAUUUCUACGUGGGAGUUCUGCUGUUCAUUUCACGAAGUUUAUAUUGAUCGAAGAUCAGUUACUCCCCAGGUUCAUCAACUCAAGGAAGCAAUCCAGAAAUACAAAGUUUUUGCUGAGAGUAGUUUAGGGAUUUCUACUGAAGAAUUUCAAAGAAACACCAACAAGUUUGCCCCAUCAAUACGUGAAUUAGCAAGAUCUUUGGACAAGUCAUUGAUCAAUGACCUUGGUUAUCCUAAGCGCUAUGUCCGAUGUCUCCAGAUAUCAGAAAUAGUCAGCAGCAUGAAAGAUCUAAUGGAGUACAGCAAGAAAUACGGGAUCGGACCUACAGAGGCAAUGGCCAGGAUUCAUCGUGAAUCAGCUGUAUCACGUGUGGCACAUAAUUCAGUUGCAGAAGAAGGGCCUCAACAACAUAUAGAUGAUACAAUAAGUCAGAGCUCUUCAGUAAUAAGUUUUGCUCCUUAUCCAUCUACUGAUGAAGGCACAAAAAGUUUGAAAUGUAGUUCCCCUCAUGCUGCAUCACCAACUUCCUCUACUGCUUCGUCCAAAAGGCUAGUAGUUCACCAAGAAGACCUUGUUGAAGCUAAAAGAAAGAAACAAAUGACAAACUCAGGAGAGAAUUCUGUUCUUCCUGCUACCACCGAGCCCGUGUUGAAUCAGCCAGUCUCCAUAACUCCUCCUUCUUCUUCCAUUAGGCGAUCAGUAGUUCAACCAUCUGUUAUUGUUCCCUCUAGUACUAUGUCCGUUGAACCUAAUGAGUAUCUGAGCUCAAAGGUGAAGGUUGAAGAAGAUCUUGUCACUUCCCAAAACUUAGCCAUUGCUGAAGCUGAUGCUUCGAUUGAUACUAAAUUAGUUCUGAACCAGAAUGAGAACAACGGUAACUACUGCUAUGGUUUUGAAACAGAUGGGACGGUUGGAAAAAGCUAUUACAUGGAUCAGUUGGAGAAUCUGAAUGGGGCAGGUUUUUUCCCUGGCAUUCACAUUGGAUCUCCUUUAACCGGAACGUUAAUGGUGAAUGAUACUCGUGGCAACAACCAACAAUCCAAUGACCAAUUGCCUUAUUUGAAUGGAGAAAUGGAUCCCAUCGAUGACAUUCAGUUCGACUGAAAACUUUAUGGUGCUUUUUUAUCAAUAAUAGUUGCAUGUUUAGAAACUUUAGUAAUGCAAGUUUUCCUUUCUUUAUAUAACUUUUACUUGUUUUGUAUGAAAUGAAGAUCUUUUCUUCUUUCAUUGUUGUAAUAGCUAUAACUAGUUGUGCUUGAAACUUAAAAACUUUUCCUUUUGCAAUGAGUGCAUCAACUUUGCUUUGGUCUUUCUGUUUUCUAGUUCUCUAUUCUAUUAUACAUUUAAGUUCAAAAUGUGGAUAUUAUUU
Messenger RNA from Solanum dulcamara, 2698 nucleotides. RefSeq names its product transcriptional corepressor SEUSS-like. The transcript is spliced from 9 exons. Bases 1 to 2433 code for a protein of 810 amino acids. The record is from RefSeq and is a predicted model, not a curated record. Lineage: Eukaryota; Viridiplantae; Streptophyta; Magnoliopsida; Solanales; Solanaceae. Gene Ontology annotation, biological process: positive regulation of transcription by RNA polymerase II; negative regulation of transcription by RNA polymerase II. Gene Ontology annotation, cellular component: transcription regulator complex; nucleus.